Molecule: messenger RNA, 174 nt
Organism: Paracoccidioides lutzii Pb01
Exons: 2
Coding region: 1-174 (57 amino acids)
Source: RefSeq, a predicted model, not a curated record
AUGAAGUCCAUUAUCGACUCCCAAACCGACAAAGCUGCAGAAAUCGACCAGCGGAAAGCCAAUCUUCCUCUACCAGAACAACCCCCAGGGGCUUCUGACUUGAGGUCCGCAAACAUGCAAACAACCGGUAGCGGUUCAGGUACGGUGUCUGGAGACCACCCUAGUGAAACGUAG